This is a messenger RNA of Cryptomeria japonica (Japanese cedar), 2633 nucleotides long. Its product is annotated as DEAD-box ATP-dependent RNA helicase 37. The coding region runs from base 364 to 2043 and encodes 559 amino acids. Lineage: Eukaryota; Viridiplantae; Streptophyta; Pinopsida; Cupressales; Cupressaceae. The record is from RefSeq and is a predicted model, not a curated record. Gene Ontology annotation, cellular component: nucleus. Gene Ontology annotation, molecular function: RNA helicase activity; ATP binding; RNA binding. The transcript has 6 exons.
UAAGGGUCCACCACAACUCCAGAAAAGCGCUCAUUUGUAAAAAUAUCCUCGUCGAAGUUACAUAUCCAUCACAUUCUGCAUUCAGUUGCGUGAUGUUCUGAAAAUCAUCCCUCCAGCAUAUAGCAACUUUAGAUUUAUAAGCAUGUCAGUCUGAAACCUGGAAUAUUACCGUGUUUAAGAAAUCGAAUAGGUAGUAUACCACGCGCACCUUGAAUAUAUUCGCUCUGAUGAAAUUUAUAGGUUUCAAGGACUUGUUUGUUCAAAGUAAUAUGAGUAGUAAUUUUUCGGAAAAGUAAGAAUUUCAGCAUAAUUUUGAUAAGAAAUCAAGAUUCUCGAGGUUUAAAGGUUUCAAAUCUUGGAAAAAUGGCGUCUUGGGCGGAUGAGCCAGUGGCAGAAGAGAAUGUGAGCGCUGCCCCUGUUGUGCGCACCUCUCGCGGCACAUACGUACCUCCCCAUUUGAGAAACCGUGCGGCCGCUCCAGCUGUUCCUUCUUCUUCUAGUCCAAGACCUCCUCAGCAGAGCCAGACCUGGAAUCGAACGCGUAACGCUCCAGAGGCCCGGUCCCGCAGCGUUGGAUGGGGAAACGAUACAUCUAGUAGCAGCGGAUGGGGUCGCGGGGGCGAGCAAGAGCGCGAGGUCAAUCCCUUUGGGGAGGAGGAACAGUUUGAGAAUGACAGGAGUGAGAGUGGUACUGGAAUUAACUUUGAUGCCUACGAGGACAUCCCCGUGGAGACGAGCGGAGACAACGUUCCGCCUCCUGUGAAUACAUUUGGAGAGAUUGACUUGGGGGAGAUUGUCAACGGCAAUAUUAACAAGUGUAAUUAUGUGAAGCCUACCCCCGUGCAGCGACAUGCCAUACCGAUUGCUCUCGCUGGUAGGGAUCUGAUGGCCUGUGCUCAGACGGGAUCCGGAAAGACAGCGGCCUUUUGUCUUCCCAUAAUUGCGGGCAUUUUGAGAGGUCAACAUCCGAUUAAGCCCCGGAGCGUUCGCAACGCCUUUCCCCUCGCCCUUAUUCUUUCUCCCACCAGAGAAUUGGCUUCUCAAAUACAUCAAGAAGUUCGAAAAUUUUCUUAUCAAACUGGUCUUAAAGUGGUGGUUGCAUAUGGAGGUACUCCCAUAUAUCAACAGAUCCGUGAAUUGGAGAGGGGGGUUGAUAUUGUGGUUGCAACUCCUGGACGUCUUGGAGAUCUUCUUGAAAAGGGCAGAUUAUCAUUAUCCAUGGUGCAGUUCUUGGCUCUAGAUGAGGCAGAUCGCAUGCUCGAUAUGGGUUUUGAGCCACAAAUUCGUAAAAUUGUUCAACAAACAGAUAUGCCUUGUCCAGGCCAAAGGCAGACAAUGCUUUUCAGUGCCACUUUUCCUAGGGAGAUACAGGGGUUGGCAGGGGAUUUUCUAUUGAAUUAUAUAUUUUUAGCUGUUGGAAGAGUUGGUUCCAGUACAGAUCUGAUUGUGCAGAGAGUAGAGUUUGUUCCAGAUAAUGAUAAGCGAAGCUAUCUAAUGGAUCUUCUUCAUGCUCAAAAAGCCGAGGGAACUCAUGGGAGGCAAGCAUUGACCCUAGUGUUUGUGGAGACAAAAAGGGGAGCCGACUCAUUGGAAUAUUGGCUAUCAUCCAACAAUUUUCCUGCAACAAGUAUCCAUGGAGAUAGAUCUCAACAGGAGCGUGAGCUAGCUCUGAGAUCUUUUAGGAGUGGAGCUACCCCUAUUUUGGUUGCUACAGAUGUUGCUGCCCGUGGCCUUGAUAUUCCACAUGUUGCUCAUGUGAUUAAUUUUGAUUUGCCAAAUGAUAUUGAUGAUUAUGUUCACCGUAUAGGGCGUACAGGUCGUGCAGGUAACCAUGGUUUGGCAACUGCAUUUUUUAAUGAAAAUAACCUUUCCCUGGCAAGACAACUAGCAGAACUCAUGCAAGAAUCAAACCAAGAAGUUCCUACAUGGCUGUCAAAUUAUGCUUCAAGGUCAACAUAUGGAGGUGGAAGAAGUCGCCGAUCUGGUGGAGGCAGGUUUGGUGGUCAUGAUUAUCGAAGAGAUGCUGGUAGGGGGGGCUGGUGAUUAUUUUGGAGCAUUAUAUGCAACACAGGAAAUGCAUAUGGAGUGUCACUAGGAUAUGGUUCUGGUAUUGCCAGUGGCUGGGAUUGAUACACUGUAUCUUUGCAUUUGACUUAGAACUGUCUAUAUGUUCAGCUGGAAAGGUUGUCUUUCUUUUUUGCCUCAAUGCUGGUCUUGGGUAAGUUUGCAGUGUGAAAAAUUCUUGUCCAUCUGGCAUAUAACACUUCAAAAAUGUCCAAACAUGCAACUAAUUAGUGUAUAAAUAAAUAUAAGAUUUUGAUGCUAGUGGCUAUCUAAUGGUAUCUGUAAACUAGAAAUCACCUGGCAAUUUACUGGGAGUGAAUAUGUAAUUUGAUAGACAUUCCUGGAGGUAGCACCAUCUGUAUCAAAUACAUGAGCCACUCAUUCUUGUGGAUAGGGAUUUAUUUAUUACUCCAUGCAUGAAAUCACUGAGAUAAAAUGCAAAAUUUCAAAUGUACAUGACCAUAUGAUUCAUUUUUUGUAUAUUGCCUUCCCAAUUUCUUGGAAGGGCAACUGAAGAGAAAAUUUAUAAUUAUUGAUUGGUGGAAAAUUGUAAAUGAGUUUUUCUUCCA